UGUUUAUAUGCAGAACUCGACGAAUGCCUUUUACUUCCGGCGUUUAGGCAGCGAACAGAGCUCCAAACUUAUUUACACUGUCAAAUAAAUUUAUUUACACUGCCAAAUAAACUUUUAUAGCGCAUUGUACCUCCUUUUCAAAGAUUCUCGCUUGUAUGUUUUAUGUUAUACGGCUGUAGGUUGUCUCUUGGCCAUGUCUCUGCUCUCAGAGAGCUAAAGCUGUGUAAAUAUUAUCAUGAGAAGUAUUUCAGUGGACGUAACGUUACAGUGUUAAAGCUGUUAUUAUGGCUUCUCAUCACAACACUACAUCAGAGGAGGAUUUCCCCACUCUGAAGCCGAGACGCAUCCAAAACCAGAACGUGGUGCACCGGCUAGAAAGGCGUCGGAUCUCCUCUGGUCCAGUCGGGGCACAUUGGUACCGUGUGCGUUGCUUCCACCAGAACCUGUUCCCCAACUUCACAGUGGUGAACGUAGAGAAGCCGCCCUGCUUCCUGCGCAAGUUCUCCCCUGACGGACGAUGCUUUAUUGCGUUUUCUUCUGAUCAGACUUCUUUGGAAAUCUAUGAGUACCAAGGAUGCCAAGCUGCUGAAGAUCUUCUUCAGGGUCAGAAUAGAGAAACGCUGGCCAAUGGGAAUGACCAGUGCUCCCUCAACAUCAGAGGCAGACUCUUUGAACGCUUCUUUUCCCUUCUCCACGUCACCAACGUGGCCUCCAACGGAGAGCACUUGAAUAGAGAGUGCAGUCUUUUCACUGACGACUGCCGUUAUGUGAUCGUCGGCUCAGCUGCUUACUUGCCUGAAGAACCACAUCCACACUUUUUUGAGGUGUACAGAAACAACGAAUCUGUGACACCGAACCCACGCUCUCCUCUUGAGGACUACUCACUGCACAUCAUAGACCUGCACACGGGCCAGCUGUGUGAUACACGCUCCUUUAAAUGUGACAAAAUCAUUCUGUCACACAAUCAGGGACUGUAUCUGUACAGAAAUAUACUGGCAGUGCUUUCUGUGCAGCAACAGACCAUACAUGUCUUUCAGGUGACACCAGAAGGAACCUUCCUUGACGUUCGCACUAUUGGUCGUUUUUGUUACGAGGAUGACCUGCUGACACUGUCUGCUGUUUACUCUGAGGCCCAGGCUGAAGGCCAGCCUGGUUUCUCCCGUCUGUAUAAGGAGAAAACCAUCAACUCCUUAAAACACCGUUUGUUGGUGUACCUGUGGAGGAGAGCAGAGCAGGAUGGCAGCGCCACGGCAAAACGCCGGUUCUUUCAGUUCUUCGAUCAGCUCAGACAGCUGCGCAUGUGGAAGAUGCAGCUCCUGGAUGAACAUCACCUGUUCAUAAAGUACACCAGUGAAGACGUGGUCACGCUGAGGGUCACCGACCCCUCACAGCCCUCUUUCUUCGUGGUUUACAAUAUGCUAACCACCGAAGUAAUUGCGGUUUUCGAGAAUACUUCAGACAAACUUCUAGAGCUUUUCGAAAACUUCUGCGACCUCUUCCGGAACGCCACGCUCCACAGCGAGGCUGUGCAGUUCCCCUGCUCCGCUUCCAGCAACAACUUUGCCCGUCAGGUGCAGCGCAGGUUUAAAGACACCAUCGUGAAUGCCAAAUAUGGAGGGCACACAGAGGCGGUAAGGAGGCUUCUCGGGCAGCUGCCAAUCAGUGCUCAGUCCUACAGCAGCAGCCCAUAUCUGGACCUCUCCCUCUUCAGCUAUGACGACAAGUGGGUAUCAGUCAUGGAACGGCCGAAGACCUGUGGAGAUCAUCCCAUACGGUUCUACGCGAGGGACUCGGGGUUGCUGAAAUUUAAGAUCCAGGCAGGCCUGCUGGGCAGACCCAUUAACCAUGCGGUCAGGAGACUGGUCGCGUUUACCUUCCAUCCCUUCGAGCCGUUCGCCAUCUCUGUGCAGCGCACCAACGCCGAAUAUGUCGUCAACUUUCAUAUGCGCCAUGGAUGCGUAUGAUGACGCAUGUGUGAGUAGAGACGUGUGCUUUGAGAGACUCCUGAAAUCUGUUUGUUUUCUUUUUAUACAUCCUUUUUAUAUUAAAGUUUUAUUUAUUACAAAUGUGAUGUCUUUUAUGCAUUUACACUAAAUGUUUUUAUCUUUAGCUUUUCCGUUCUUUAACUAAAUUGCAAUGUGCAAAAUAAAAUGGUUUAUUUAUAUUA
Cyprinus carpio (common carp) is the source of this 2167-nucleotide messenger RNA. RefSeq names its product DET1 homolog. Gene Ontology annotation, cellular component: nucleus; cullin-RING ubiquitin ligase complex. The record is from RefSeq and is a predicted model, not a curated record. Gene Ontology annotation, biological process: protein ubiquitination; positive regulation of proteasomal ubiquitin-dependent protein catabolic process. NCBI's taxonomy places the organism in Eukaryota, Metazoa, Chordata, Actinopteri, Cypriniformes, Cyprinidae. Gene Ontology annotation, molecular function: ubiquitin protein ligase binding; ubiquitin-like ligase-substrate adaptor activity.